This is a messenger RNA of Alternaria atra, 3141 nucleotides long. RefSeq lists its product as uncharacterized. Gene Ontology annotation, cellular component: exosome (RNase complex); P-body. The record is from RefSeq and is a predicted model, not a curated record. Lineage: Eukaryota; Fungi; Ascomycota; Dothideomycetes; Pleosporales; Pleosporaceae. Bases 1 to 3141 code for a protein of 1046 amino acids. Gene Ontology annotation, biological process: mRNA catabolic process. The transcript is spliced from 2 exons. Gene Ontology annotation, molecular function: 3'-5'-RNA exonuclease activity; RNA binding.
AUGUAUCCUCGUUUUCAGCGGGCUGCAGGCCAUAUAUGCCUGCGAUGCCAAUGGCGCUUGCUACUGGAGCGAGGUACUUCUCGGCAAACGCAUAGUUCUCGUAGAAUUUCUACUGUAAAAGUUUCGCAAACACAAAGGCGGGCACUCCAUGCCACUGCAAGUCGCCCACAAUUAUCCCCCCUUACAACCACUUCCACGCCCGUCUCCGAUCCAUCUCUUCUCGCUCGCCCCCAAGGACUUCCAAUACGUGAAUAUCUAGAGCGGUGGCAACAUCAAUUCGGUGCGCCGACAGAGGAAGUGCUCGUGGCAUUUGCGAACCAUCCCGGACGCAGCGAGACACAAAAUGGCCUCUCAAAGUUAUCGUCUGCGUUCAAGGCCGACCAAGACGCAAAGGAAAGCGAGUGGGAUGUGGCUCAAGAAGAUGAGGGCGAAGAAGUGAUCACUAUUGGUCUUUUCUUGAAGCCCGGCGACGUGGUCGAACUUUCACAGCCAGGGCGUGAACCCGUACUUGCUGUGUUCGUGCAGCAAUUGAACAACGAGAGCCAGUUUUUCUCCGUCAAUGGCAGAUGGACGCAUUCCAUCAUUAGUCGCGUCUCCUUUGCCAUACAACGUUGCAUCGACCCAAAACUUCUGGAGCCGCUUAUUCCCUUCCUCCCCACAAAUCCUGGUUUGGCCAACCCUAAGGGCGAAGUUCACGUUCCUAGAAAUCUUUCCGCUCCUAUUGUAGCGACUCUUGAACACAUGACAGCCGAAGCUGAGAAGAUUUACCGAACAAAUGCUCCAGUACUGGAUACGGCUUACGACGUCUUAGCGGACAAGACCAGGACACGUAUGAUGACACUGACACAGAUUGCUAAAACCCUACUCGGAAAUGAAGAUCCAGCCUGGGUGUCAUCGCCCGCAGCACUUCUAGCAGUCCGAAAGGCUCUCAACCAUAAUGAGUUUCGCUUCAACUCCGAUGCUCGUAACCACCGCCUGACCAACGUUUUUGCUAUUCGACCCAAGGCUGAUGUUGAGGUUGUGGAAACUGUCCACGAGUGGAUUCGAGAAUACCGCGAGUAUUGUGCCUUGAUGUCCAGCUCUUCGGGUGCUAAGGACGCAAAGCGACAUCGCACCGAAGGGGUCAAAUACGUCAUGAGUUUCCUUGACAAGGCUCGCACACUUGUUGCGAAUAGUCGAACAUUCCGUGAGCCAACCUACGGAGGUCUGGGACCCAGUAAAGCUUCCUUGCCACAGAAAGGAUCUUCGCCGCAGAAAAGACCAUCCAACUUGCACAUCACUUGGGGAGAGCCAUUCACAAGUGCCGACAGACAGAUCAUCAACUUCCUGCAAGCAUGGGUACUUACUGACCAGUUCAAGGGUAUGGCUGGCCUUCAAUCUGCUUGUACGGGCUUGAUCUCGGCCUCAGGGUGCUAUGGUUCAGACGUCUUUGGUGACACUGGGACUCAAAACGAUACCCUUAGCAACAUCAAAAAGGCUACUGGGUUCCUGUUCUUACAAGAGAUCGGUGUCGUUUCGCCCCACGACAAUCGCGCAAUCUAUGACGAGCAGCUGAUGCUUCCCUCCGUCCGUCUGUCUCGCAACCUGGAGUUGCUCAACAACAAAGCAGAACUUACACGGAGAAACCCUGAUUUCCGAGAUGCAAUGGCAGAUCUACGCCGCGAUUGGGGCUCAACGACAGUCUAUUGCAUUGAUGAUGUUGGUGCUCUUGAGAUCGAUGACGGCAUAUCAAUUGAACGAGUCAAGGACGUAACCUCGGAGUUCUGGAUCCAUGUACACGUGGCGAACCCGACAGCAUUUUUUGACAAAACCCACACGCUCUCUGGCCUCGCCGCUCACAUGACUGAGUCCGUCUACACGCCGGAGCGAUCUUUCCCCAUGCUUCCGACGUGGGCGACCCAAGGACACUUCAGCCUUGACAACGGCCGCCCUGUCAUCACCUUCAGCUCCCGUAUCAACAGUACUGGCAGUGUUCUGGAAACGAAGAUACAGCACGGCACUAUUCGAAAUAUCGUCAGCAUCACACCAUCCGAAGUGGCUACACUCCUUGGUGAUCACAACACGACAAACACCCGGAAGAUUGUUGUCGGUGGUAAGGUGCCACGUGGCACAGAACGGCCGCCACCGGGCAUUGCUCCAAGUCAACUCGAAGAGCUGCGUGAUCUUUACACUGCGGCUCAAGCCUUAUGGGAGAACCGCAAGGCUGCUGGCGGUGUUCGGUUUGCUACCGGGAAUAUCAAUGCCCGUGUCUUCGAGAGCGCCGAUCAAGGUGGCCUGAGCUGGAACGCCCCUUCGUUGGACCGGGCACGUCUUAUCCAAGGAGACCCGAUCAUCGAGGUAACAAACUCGAUACCAGAAAGCUUUAUGCAGUUUACUGUCGGGCCCAAGAACAUCACUGAAGAGAUGAUGCUGCUUGCAGGUCAAACAGCGGCCGCCUGGUGUACUGAACGGAAUAUACCCGUAAUGUAUAGAGGUACAAUUGAACCACGAAACGGAGAUUUGAAACCAGAAGAGCUGCAACAGCUCGUUCAGGCUCACUACGAAGAACAUGGAAAGGUGCGGCUCGAUCUCGCUGCGCGAUGGGCUAAAUCAUUAGGCAUGGCUGUUGCACAUUCUUCGCCAUUACCACAUAAGAUCAUCGGAGUUCCUGGCUAUAUCAAGGUCACGAGUCCUCUUCGUCGAUUCAGUGAUAUGAUUGCGCACUGGCAAAUCGAAGCUGCUAUACGGUGGGAAGCACGAUCCGGCAGAACGUUCGAUGCGACCAAGGGUCCCUCCGUACUCCCGUUUUCACAACGACAAAUGCAAGAAUCCAUCGUCACCCUUUCCCCUCGAGAACGAAUCAUCUCCAUGACUAAGCGUAAUUCUACGCAAUUCUGGGUUACCCAAGCAAUCCUUCGUGCUUUCAAGUACAAAGAAGCUUCUCUUCCCGAUUCAUUCAAGUUUUGGACUCGUAGCGUUCGUGUAGAUCAAAACUUGGCACUGGGAGAUAUACCUGAGUAUGGUCUUAAAGCUCUUAUGAACGGCAAUGGCUUCGAAGAAGGCGAUGAGUGGGAAGUGGCGCUGGAAAGAGUCGACCUCUUCUCGAGAUCGAUCUAUGUGAAGCCUAUUCGCCUCUUGGAUCGAGUCUACAAAACUGUCUGA